Messenger RNA from Amphibalanus amphitrite, 1480 nucleotides. RefSeq names its product WSCD family member GA21586-like. Lineage: Eukaryota; Metazoa; Arthropoda; Thecostraca; Balanomorpha; Balanidae. The transcript has a single exon. The record is from RefSeq and is a predicted model, not a curated record. Bases 64 to 1260 code for a protein of 398 amino acids.
GUGAGGAAUGAUCUACGCAACAGAAGAAGAGAAGGCGAGCUUGUGAGGCGAUCAACUAGUUGGAUGGACCGAGCCGUUGCCAAGACGGUAUGCCGUAUGCGGCGUCCCAGUGCGCUGGCGGUGACCUCUCAGCGCCGGCGCUGCGUGCCUCUGCUGCUGGUCUGUCUGCCGCUGGGCGCAGUGCCCGUCUGGCUGUGCAUGUACCACCAGCUGGCUGAGCAGCACUCCCCGGCGCCAUCCGGCACAGGGGGCGGCGACGGUGCGGAGACGCUGGUGGUUCCCGUCGGUCGGCUGGUCGAGCCGUCACUGCCGACCCAGUCGUGGUUCGCCGGUGACCCGAGCUGCGCCCACCUGGUGACACAGUUCGGCCGGCCGGGCAGCCUGCCGGACGCCCGGAUCGCCUCGUUUCCCCGCUCGGGCAACACGUGGGCGCGCUACCUGCUGGAGGCCGCCACCGGCCUGGUCACCUGCGGACCGACCUUUGACAGUGAGGCCACCGAGCGGCGGCCGGUGGGGGCGCUGCCGGCCGUGGCCGACGUGACCGCCUACCGGAAACGGUCGCUCUCCACGUCUGCCGAGCUGAGCGCCGCCGGUUUCAUCGCCGAGCACGUGUCGCCGCUGACACGCACCUGCCUGGCCGCCAAGACGCACGUGUUCCCACCCGUCUGGCGGCGCGUGGACGGGCCCGGCGACGGGCGCACCGCCGCGGAGCAGUCGACAUCGGGCUCCAGCAACGGCACGUCCGGCAACGAGACGGCCACCGGCUACCCGCUGCCGGCGAUCCUGCUGGUGCGCGACCCGUUCCCAGCCAUCAUUGCGCUGCGACACCUGCUCAGCACCAACAGCAUACGGGCGCGCGCCGGCGCCGCCAGCUUCUCGGGCGCCGAGUGGCGGCGGUUCGUAGAGCAGCAGAGCCAGUACUGGCUCGAGCUGGCCGACGAGUGGGCCGAGGGGCCGCGGCACACGCUGCUGGUGCCCUACGAGCGGCUGGUGGCCGAGCCGGCCGGCCAGCUGCGCCGCAUGCUGCGCUUCCUGGGCGUGACCCCGGCGCCAGAGAGACUCCGCUGCGCGCUGAGACACAAGGAGGGCGCCUUCAGGAACACUGAGCACCCUGUGCUGCCCAGAGGGGAGGUCUAUGAUGCCGAUUUACGCCGGAUGGUUUGGUCCAGGAUUCGGCUGCUAGAUGACACGCUAUCAAGUCGCGGCUACCGUCAGCUUCCAUUAGAGCUGUAUUCGUUCUACAAAAGGACUAGAAAAUGAUGCUCCUGCUGACUACUUUUUCUGUUGUACAGAAAAAGUCUGUUGUUGUACUUUUUCUGUAUAGGUAUGAUAGGUACUAUCAUAAGUGGGAUGCCGUGCAGUUGGGUCAUUUAUUAGAAACAAUGUCAAAGGAAGCACUUCUCGACACUGGACUGGAAUAGACGACUUUAAACAUAUUGCCAGUAAGUGAUAUCACCCUGUUGAUAAAUGCCCGUUCUUC